Molecule: messenger RNA, 870 nt
Organism: Ichthyophthirius multifiliis
Lineage: Eukaryota; Ciliophora; Oligohymenophorea; Hymenostomatida
Exons: 2
Biological process (GO): maturation of SSU-rRNA from tricistronic rRNA transcript (SSU-rRNA, 5.8S rRNA, LSU-rRNA); translation
Cellular component (GO): cytosolic small ribosomal subunit; ribosome
Molecular function (GO): structural constituent of ribosome
Source: RefSeq, a predicted model, not a curated record
GAAAAUAAAAUAAAAAAACAAAUGGGAAUUUCAAGAGAUAGCCGUCAUAAAAGAAGAGCAACAGGAGGUCGUAUGCCUAUUCACAAAAAGAAGAGAGCUUUCGAAAAAGGAAGACCAGCAGCAUUAACAAAAUUAACAACUCAAUCAACCACAAUAACUGAAAAAAGAAGAAUUAGACCCAUUAGAGCUAGAGGUGGAAAUAUGAAAUUUAGAGCUUUAAGAUUAUUUGAUGGUAAUUUUUCAUGGGUUCUGAAAAUAUAACAAGAAAAACUAAAAUUUUGGAUGUUAAAUAUAACGCAACAAACAACGAAUUGGUUAGAACUAAAACUCUUGUUAAAAAUUCUAUUGUAGAAAUCAAUGCCACUCCAUUCAGAGAAUGGUACAAAAAAUAUUAUGGAUUAGAUAUUGGUCUUAAGAAAGGAGGAGGAGUCUAAUCAGUUUUAGGAAAUAAAGAAAAAUCCAGACAUGUUGAAAAGAGAGUUAAAAGACAAAAAACUAGAGUCAUUGAUCCUAAAGUUGAAGAAUAGUUCCCUUCUUAAAGAAUACUUGCUUGUAUUUCUUCAAGACCUGGAUAAUCUGGAAGGUGUGAUGGUUAUAUUUUAGAAGGAAAAGAACUUGAAUUUUACGUAAGAAAAUUAAUGUCUAAGAAGAAAUGAAGAAAGUGCUAAUAUCUUUAUUUUUUAUAAUAAAAAAAAGUAUUUAUUUUUACUUUUUUUUGUUUUUUAUUUCUUUAUUAAUAUAUGUGUAGGUUUUUCUUACUCUUUUUUUAUUUUGCAUAGCCAUUUUUUUUAUUCUAAAAAAAAUAAAUUUGCAAAAUAAAUAAAAAAGGAGAUAGAUAUUAUUUAAAUAUUUUCAUCAUUUAUUUUAUUU